AUGAAGCAAGAUACUACACUCAAGCAUGACGGCGAGCCGAACCCAGUUGACACUACUGGCCUAUGCCUGCUAUCCCUGGAUGGCGGCGGCGUGCGAGGCCUCUCGUCACUAUACAUCCUGAAGAGCAUCAUGGACCGACUAAACCAUGCGCGGGGGCAGAUCAAGCUACCCCCGGUGAAGCCGUGCGAAGUGUUCGACCUUAUCGGGGGCACAAGCACUGGUGGUCUCAUCGCGAUCAUGCUCGGCCGCCUCGAGAUGGAUGUCGAUAAGUGUAUAGAAGCAUACAGCGACCUUGCAGCAGCGGUGUUCCGCGAAAAGCUGAGGUCAUUCCCUAUCAACUUCAAAGGUGAUAUCACGGCCCAGUUCGACUCAGCGAAGCUGGAGAGCGCGAUCCAAAAGGUGGUUGAGGACAGUGGUGUAUCCAAGCGGGAUCUAUUUAAUGACGGCACCGAAUGCCGAUGCAGAACUUUCGUUUGCACCGCCGACCGCCACACAAAGGACAUCGUCCGCCUACGAAGCUAUAGUCUCCCUGACGAGCCAAAUAUCCGCGCGACGAUAUGCCAAGCCGCCCUCGCGACAUCUGCUGCCACAACCUUCUUUGAGCCCGUUAGCAUCGGAGACCGCUCGUUUGCCGAUGGUGCACUAGGCGCAAAUAACCCAGUGGAUGAAGUGGAGGGCGAGGCAUCAAACAUAUGGUGCCCUGAGACGGGAGACCUAAAGCCUCUGGUCAAGUGCUUCAUCUCGAUCGGAACGGGGAAUCCAGGCAAGAAACCGUUCGAGGACAAAAUGGUUAAGUUCCUUGGGCAGACCGUAGUUCAGAUUUCAACCGAGACGGAGAACACGGAGAGGAGAUUCAUAGCGAGAUGGGCAAGGCAUUUCGACGAAAAGCGGUACUUCCGGUUUAACGUCGAGCAGGGGCUGCAGGAAAUUGGGCUUGAGGAGUACAAGAAGAAGGGAUUGAUGGAGGCGGCGACGGAGGGCUACCUUACGCAUAUGGCACAGAAGUUCCGCCUGCGGGACUGCAUUCAGAACAUGAGACUCAAGCAGAACAAGCCUGAGACUUCUUUUGCCGCGGUUAUACAUGAAUAUACCAUCCGUACCAUUAGACGGCAGUCAGUCCACCGCUUUGACGUACCAUUAGAUCUUAUCGCUGUGCCGGUGAUUGAAAAUUUCUUGGGGCGGCAAGACGAACUAGACAAGUUAUGGCAGUAUUUACAGCCGACAAGUUCCCAAUCACGAAAAGUUGCAGUCCUUCAUGGGCUUGGAGGGAUAGGAAAGACGCAGCUAGCGAUUCGCUUCGCACGAGACCACAAGCAAGAUUUCACUGCCAUCUUUUGGCUGAGUGGCAAGGAUCGCGGCACGCUCUUACGAUCUUUGAGUUCUGUCUUUGCCCGUUUACCAGGACAGUCACCGAAUACUGAGGCGGUCAAUGACGAGGAGGUAGAGCAACGAGCCAGGCAUGUACUACGUUGGCUCGCAUUAGAGGGGAACUCACGCUGGCUGAUCAUUUUUGACAACAUCGAUCAAUACUCACCUGUCAAAAGCGCUACUGGUGAUGCAUAUGACAUUGAAAAAUACUUCCCCACAGCCGAUCAUGGUUCUAUCCUCGUUACCUCUCGACUCCAAAGGCUGACAGAGCUAGGGAAGUCUUUUCAGAUCAACAGACUUAACCCUAAGGAUGCAAUUCAGCUACUCUUGCAAAGCAGCUCUCUAUUGGCGAAAAGUACAGCUGGCGAGCUUGCUAGCAAUCCAGAGACCCUUGCGCUUGCUAAUCGUCUAGAUGGACUUCCAUUAGCAAUCGCCAUCGCCGGGGCCUUUAUGCGUGAAACUGGAACUAGCAUCACUGAGUACUUGCAGUAUUACCAAGAGUCUUGGUCCGACCUACAGCUGCAAUCAAAUCCUGAACGCCAGUACCAACAAGGUAACAUGCUGCAAACCUGGAUGAUCUCAUAUCACGAGAUCCAGAAGAGAGACCCGAAUGCAGCGUCGCUGCUAUUGUUACUUGCUCGCUUCGAUAAUCGAGAUAUCUGCACUAUAUCAAGCGAACUCGCGUUCAAAGUUGGUGUCAAGAUUCUCGUCGGAUUCUCUCUGCUUGAGACAAAGGAACAAGACAGAGGCUAUGCUAUACACCCAGUGGUGCAAGACUGGUGCAUUCACCUUGCCAACAGAGACAAAAGUGUGGAUUUAAUCCAGCUCGCCGAACUAGCACUGGUGUCCGUUGGGUACGCUGUCCCCAGUAUAAGUAUCAGAAAUUAUUCCGAGCUUCAGCAACGCCUUAUUCCACACGCGAAUUAUGUACGUCGUGGAGAUUGGUCAGGCGGCAAUAUUGCGAUAUGGGGAGCAUUCCAUGGUUUAGGAAACCUUUAUAGAGAUCAGGGGAAGCUGAAAGAGGCAGAGGAGAUGUACCAGCGAGCACUGGUAGGCUACGAGAAGGCCUUCGGUCCUGAUCAUACGUCCACUCUCAAUACAGUCAACAACCUUGGUCUUCUCUACUCUGAUCAGGGGAAGCUAAAGGAGGCAGAGGAGAUGUACCAGCGAGCACUGGUAGGCUACGAGAAGGCCCUCGGUCCCAAUUAUACGUCUACUCUUAAUACUGUCAACAACCUUGGGAAUCUCUACUCUAAACAGGGGAAGCUGAAGGAGGCAGAGGAGAUGUACCAGCGAGCACUAGUAGGCUACGAGAAGGCACUCGGUCCUGAUCAUACGUCCACUCUCGAUACAGUUAACAACCUUGGAAUUCUCUACUCUAAACAGGGGAAGCUGAAGGAGGCAGAGGAGAUGUACCAGCGAGCACUGGUAGGGUAUGAGAAGGCCCUAGGUCCACAACACAAAACACACACACCCACUCUCAAUACACUCAACAACCUUGGCCUUCUCUACUCUAAGCAGGAGAAGCUAAAGAAUGCAGAGGAGAUGUACCAGCGAGUACUAGUAAGGUAUGAGAAGGCCCUAGGUCCACAACACAAAACACACGCACCCACUCUUAAUACAGUCCACAACCUUGGUCUUCUCUACUCUAAUCAGGGGAAGCUGAAGGAGGCAGAGGAGAUGUACCAGCGAGCACUGGUAGGCAAGGAGAAGGCCCUCGGUCCUGAUCAUACGUCCACUCUCGAUACAGUCAACUACCUUGGUCUUCUCUACUCUAAUCAGGGGAAGCUGAAGGAGGCAGAGGAGAUGUACCAGCGAGCACUAGUAGGGUAUGAGAAGGCCCUAGGUCCACAACACAAAACACACGCACCCACUCUUAAUACAGUCCACAACCUUGGUCUUCUCUACUCUAAUCAGGGGAAGCUGAAGGAGGCAGAGGAGAUGUACCAGCGAGCACUGGUAGGCAAGGAGAAGGCCCUCGGUCCUGAUCAUACGUCCACUCUCGAUACAGUCAACUACCUUGGUCUUCUCUACUCUAAUCAGGGGAAGCUGAAGGAGGCAGAGGAGAUGUACCAGCGAGCACUGGCAGGCUACGAGAAGGCCCUCGGUCCUGAUCAUACUUUCACUCUUGAUACAGUCAACAACCUUGGGAAUCUCUACAAAGAUCAGGGGAAGCGAAAGGAGGCAGAGGAGAUGUACCAGCGAGCACUGUCAGGCUAUUAA
Molecule: messenger RNA, 3591 nt
Organism: Penicillium lagena
Lineage: Eukaryota; Fungi; Ascomycota; Eurotiomycetes; Eurotiales; Aspergillaceae
Product: protein kinase subdomain-containing protein
Exons: 8
Coding region: 1-3591 (1196 amino acids)
Biological process (GO): lipid metabolic process
Molecular function (GO): protein binding; ADP binding
Source: RefSeq, a predicted model, not a curated record